AUGAGCACUGGAACAUGGUCAGAUGAUAUACUAAAGCGGUUAAAGAUCAGAGAUGAAGUAGAAAAGAAGGAUUCGGAAUAUUACUUUGCGUUUCAACAAUUGGUGGAUAAGCUUCUACUUGAACAACAGCAACGACAGCAAAGCCAACAAGUUAAUAAUGAGGAACUAAGUCAAACCCCAUUCAGCUCCAAAUCGCCAUCUCCAUCAACAAUACUUGGCAUUGACAAAGAAAAAUCUAAGCCGACCGCUAAAUCGAAGUCAAAAACUCUCCAACUAGACAAAAUAACUGAAACUAAUGACGCCACAGUUGUGAUUAUGAAAGAAAACCAUCAGUUACGAACUGAAAAUGAAGAUUUAAUAUCAAAUUUGAAUUCAAUUACUUUGAAGAAUGAGAAACUAGAAGCAAUCAUAAAGGAGAAAGAUAAUCGGAUUGAUAAAUUAAAGAAAUUAACGAGUAAAUUACAAAAGAAUAUUGACAAUUUGAACAUUGAAAUGAAGGAAAAGAACAAGACUAUUGAAUUGAUUAAUGAUGAGAAUUUGACUAAUCAAAUACAAUUGAAUGUGUUGCGUGAUAAAAUUGAGAAAAGUAAGAGUUCGCAAAAGUGA
Molecule: messenger RNA, 606 nt
Organism: Lodderomyces orthopsilosis Co 90-125
Lineage: Eukaryota; Fungi; Ascomycota; Pichiomycetes; Serinales; Debaryomycetaceae
Exons: 1
Coding region: 1-606 (201 amino acids)
Source: RefSeq, a predicted model, not a curated record